Molecule: messenger RNA, 1812 nt
Organism: Dioscorea cayenensis subsp. rotundata (Guinea yam)
Lineage: Eukaryota; Viridiplantae; Streptophyta; Magnoliopsida; Dioscoreales; Dioscoreaceae
Product: 4-coumarate--CoA ligase-like 9
Exons: 6
Coding region: 34-1662 (542 amino acids)
Molecular function (GO): CoA-ligase activity
Source: RefSeq, a predicted model, not a curated record
CUAUUGAAAAAAAAAAAAAGCAUCGAAGUCUUCAUGGCAAUCGAUCCGCGCUCCGGCUACUCCCCGGCGACCAAAACGUUUCACAGCCUUCGCCCCGCCGUCGCCUUCCCACCCGUUUCCCAACCCCUAUCCAUCACUGCGUACGCCGUUUCCCUCCUCCCAAACCGUCUCCCCUCCCACCCAGCCUUCAUCGACGCCUCCAACAGCGUUUCCCUCUCGUAUCCCAACCUCGUUUCCCAGAUCCAUUCCCUCGCCUCGUCUCUCCAUUCCCAUCUCGGCAUCUCCGAAGGGCACGUGGCAUUCAUCCUCUGCCCAUCCUGCCUCGAGAUCCCCGUCCUCUACCUCGCUCUACUCUCUCUCGGCGCCAUUAUCACUCCGGCCAACCCCGCCUCCACGCCAUCGGAGCUCUCCCGCCUGAUCGACGUCGCCGUACCCACCCACUUCUUCGCCACGUCAUCAUCUUCUUCCAAGCUCCCCCGCCACGUCACCCCCAUCCUCAUCGACUCACAUGAGUUCCGAUCCUUCCUCGAAUCCGGAUCGCCGUUAUCGGAUCCGAUCGAGAUCCGGCAAUCGGAUCCGGCGGCGAUACUCUUCUCCUCAGGCACCACCGGCCAUGUUAAGGGCGUUUUGCUGAGCCACCGGAACAUCAUAACGGAGACGAUCCCCUUCAUCUCCAUCCUCCGAUUGCAGGACCGUCCUCAUCCGACGGUCCAUAUGCUGACAGCGCCGCCGUUCCACGUUUACGGAGUGGUGUUCUUAAUUAAAAGCGUCGUUGUAGGAGAGACGACUGUGAUCCAGACGGAGCGUUUCGAUCCCGAGAAGAUGAUCGGAGCCAUCGAACGGUUCGGAGUGACGCAUCUCGCGUUAAGCCCUCCUGCGCUGCUGGCGAUGGUCAGGGUUUGCGAGCAGGUCGGUGAUCGGAGGAGGGGUUUGGGAUCGCUGGAGGUGGUCAAUUGCGGCGGCGCUCCGUCGCCUCCGGUGCUAAUCCGGCGGUUCAACGGCUUGUUCCCCAAUGUGGCAUUCCAACAGGGAUAUGGAUUGACGGAGUCCACCGGUGGAGUGUUCCGGUGUUUAGGGCUGGAGGAGAACAGGCGCGUGGGUUCCUGUGGGCGUCUCGCAGCGCAUUGUGAAGCAAAAGUGGUGGAUCCGGAGAGUGGAGUUGCUUUGCCUCCUGGAAAGCCUGGGGAGCUUUGGAUCAGAGGGCCAACUAUUAUGGCAGGAUAUGUGGGUGAUUCAGAAGCAACUGCUGCAGUUUUAGACUCUGAGGGAUGGUUGAAAACUGGUGACCUUUGUUACAUUGAUGAGGAUGGUUUUCUCUUUGUGGUUGAUCGAUUGAAAGAAUUGAUCAAAUGCAAAGGAUACCAAGUCCCUCCUGCAGAGCUGGAACAGUUGCUUCAAGAGCAUCCAGAUAUCACAGAGGCAGCUGUGGUUCCAUACCCUGAUGAAGAAGCAGGUCAGAUUCCCAUGGCCUUCAUUGUAAGACAAUCUCAUAUCACUCUCAGUGAAGCUCAAGUCAUGGACUUCAUUAACAAGCAGGUUGCCCAUUAUAAGAAGAUAAGGCGUGUUAAAUUUGUGAAUUCCAUACCAAGGAAUGCUUCAGGCAAGAUUUUGAGGAGGGACUUGAUAAAGCUGGCAACUUUAACAUUAAGCUCGAAGUUGUAGUUUGGGCUUGCUCUAAAAAGUACAGAAUUAUUACCUCAUUAAUAUCAUUAUCGUUGAAACACAAGAUUUUAUGGAAUCUAUGGCCAGAAAGAAACAAUCACAUUUUUAAGUUGCAUGCUCUUAAUCCACUCCCAGUUAUUUUCAAAAUUA